Lathyrus oleraceus (garden pea) is the source of this 1149-nucleotide messenger RNA. RefSeq names its product serine/threonine-protein phosphatase 2A 65 kDa regulatory subunit A beta isoform. Gene Ontology annotation, cellular component: nucleus; cytosol; cytoplasm. Gene Ontology annotation, molecular function: DNA binding; protein binding; protein phosphatase regulator activity. The coding region runs from base 55 to 1149 and encodes 364 amino acids. The transcript is spliced from 2 exons. NCBI's taxonomy places the organism in Eukaryota, Viridiplantae, Streptophyta, Magnoliopsida, Fabales, Fabaceae. The record is from RefSeq and is a predicted model, not a curated record. Gene Ontology annotation, biological process: nucleosome assembly; protein dephosphorylation.
CAGUUUGCACUAUAACAAACUCUUCUCUGCAUCCAUAAUUAAAUUCCCUUUCAAAUGACCACCGAAGAACCCAUCAUCGCCGUUGAACCCGUGUCCGAACCAGCAACCGCCGAACCUCCGGACUUGGAGGAAGUUGAUGAACCAAAGGCCGAAGCUGAGAAGAUGAAGAAAGUCAAGGAAACCGAACCUAAGAAAGAUUCCAAACCACGAAACCUUGCUUCGCAUCCUACUUACGAAGAGAUGAUUAAGGAUGCAAUAGUGUCGUUGAAGGAGAAGAACGGUUUGAGCCAAUACGCGAUUGUGAAAUUCAUUAAAGAGAAACAGAAACAGCUUCCUGGAAACUUCAAGAAGCUAUUGCUCCAAAAUUUGAAGAAGAAUGUUGCUUCUGGAAAGCUUGCUAAGGUUAAAGGUUCGUUCAAGCUUUCUGCAGCAGCUAAGAAGCCAACAGUUGCCAAGCCAAAGUCAAAACCAGGACAAAAAGUCCCAGUUAUUGUUAAUUUCUCUCAGGAUAAGUCGUGGCGUGUGCGUUACAUGGUUGCAAAUCAAUUGUAUGAGCUAUGUGAAGCUGUAGGCCCUGAACCUACCAGGGCGGAGUUGGUCCCUGCCUAUGUCCGAUUGCUUCGAGAUAAUGAGGUUGAGGUACGCAUAGCAGCUGCUGGGAAAGUGACCAAGUUUUGUCGGAUUUUAAGUCCUGAUCUUGCAAUUCAGCAUAUUCUUCCUUGUAUCAAGGAAUUUUCAUCGGAUUCUUCACAACAUGUCCGCUCAGCUCUGGCUUCAGUAAUAAUGGGAAUGGCUCCAGUGUUAGGAAAGGAAGCAACAAUUGAGCAGCUUCUUCCUAUUUUCCUAUCCCUUCUGAAGGAUGAAUUUCCUGAUGUUCGCCUAAACAUCAUCAGCAAGCUUGAUCAAGUGAAUCAGGUGAUUGGAAUCAAUCUGUUAUCUCAAUCAUUAAUACCCGCCAUUGUUGAGCUUGCAGAGGAUAGACAUUGGAGGGUUCGGCUUGCAAUUAUAGAGUAUAUACCCUUGUUGGCAAGUCAAUUGGGGGUUGGAUUUUUUGACGAUAAAUUGGGUGCUCUUUGCAUGCAAUGGUUACAGGAUAAGGUUCAUUCAAUUCGUGUCGGCUGCUUUGAAAUAGAAGAGUUCUUCUAUUGA